Molecule: messenger RNA, 2215 nt
Organism: Mya arenaria
Lineage: Eukaryota; Metazoa; Mollusca; Bivalvia; Myida; Myidae
Product: neuroendocrine convertase 2-like
Exons: 13
Coding region: 143-2215 (690 amino acids)
Biological process (GO): protein processing
Cellular component (GO): trans-Golgi network; Golgi membrane
Molecular function (GO): serine-type endopeptidase activity
Source: RefSeq, a predicted model, not a curated record
CGUUCGGCUACUGAGCUUCUGUCGUUUUUUCAUAUAAAUAGUGCGUGUGUUAUUCUUAACAUGAACCACGAAUGGCAUUAAUUCAUUAGUGAUCUACGCCUUUCUGAACUUCACUAAACUACCCUACAUUAAUUGAAGAGAAAUGCAAAUGAAGCUGUGUGAAAAAACGUUGAAUAAAAUUAUAAUAUGUUAUAUAAUUCUCACAUGGAAUAGAGGGAAACGUGAAACGGUGUUACAUGGGGAAGUUGAAUUUACGAACGAGUUUUUCGUCGUAAUAGAUGUUUCUAUGGCAGAGAAAGUUAAAGCCUUAUUGAAAGAAAAAUAUUUUGAUUUUCAGUCACAGGUUGUUGACGAUCUUUUCAUCGCUUCAUAUGAAAAGGAUACUAAAAAGGUCUUUGAAGAAACAGAAUUACAAUUACUAACAGAGAGCUUUCAUGGAAUGGUUAAGGAUAUUCAACAAUGCAGAAUUAUGCAGAAUGCAGAUUUAGCAAUAAAAAAUUACCCUAUUGAAGGAUUCGACGUUGAUUACAUGAGUGAAGAUAUCCAAAAAACAAAAACUAAAAGAGAAGGAACAGACCAACAGGAACGUUUCGAGGAGGAACCGUACUGGGAUGAAGGAGAAGGAAUUGAUGAAACGUGGAAAUUGGGGAUAACCGGCGAAGGCAUUACUGUGGCUAUUCUUGAUAUUGGUUUUACCGUUGAUCACCCCGAACUACAGCCAAAUAUAAACAAAAGUCUAACCUUCAACGUCGUUACAUAUGACGCGGACGUGUCUGCAGUUCUGUUCCAUAAUUAUAUUGGAGAAACAAUCCAUAAAACAAAUCACGGAAACGACUGUGCAAGUGUCGUCGCAGCGGUGAAGGGAAACAAGAUGUGUAGUGCAGGCGUGGCGUACAAUUCCAAAAUAGCUGCGCUGUCAAUCGGUACGUUUACAAAAAGAAUGCCAUUGAAGACAAUAAUAACAACCGCUGGCAUGUGCAAAGGCCUUGCUUAUCAGCAGAGUAAAAUAGACAUUUAUUCGUCAAGCUGGACUUUUAGUUCACCAUUUGAAGAAAUGGAUAUUGGAUCCGAAAGAGCAAUAAUUGCUGGAAUUAUAAAGGGUCGGCAAGGAAAAGGCAAUGUGUAUGUUUCUGCAGUAGGUCCUGUGGGAAAUGAGUUCACAAACAGUAUUUUUAUUAUCGCAGUCAACCAGAUUGGUGUGAAAGGAACAAUUCCAAAGAACAGCUAUGCUAAUCCAGGGAUUCUGAUAUCUUCCUUUGGAAAGGGCAAAACACGUGCUGAUGAUUACAUGUUUACUGCUUCCCAGAGGUACAAAUCUGGAAUACUAUGCAACGCAAAUUUCCAAGGGUCAUCUGCGGCAACACCCAAGAUUGCUGGUAUGGCUGCCCUCAUUCUUCAAAACAGUCCUGACUUGACAUGGAGACAACUACAACACCUUCUUGUUCGAUGUUCCAACCACACUAAUCUAAAGGAAUCUAUCAACUUCAAGCGAAAUGGUGCCGGAUACUUUUAUCAUCGGCAUUUUGGAUUUGGAUAUCUGAACGUGGCUAAGUGUAUAGAACUAGCAGACACCGUGACAAACAUUAAAGAGCAAAUGCCAGGCAUAGCUACAUUUCUCUUCGAGUUGCAAGGCCCCAGAAAUCAAUCAGAUGCAAUAUUAAAGGCCAAAGUGAGUUCAUUGAACGAAACAUUGGAGCGUGUGCAAAUCAAAAUACACAAAUCAUUGCUAGAACACAUUUCAAAAGCUGUAUUAUAUUCUCCCAUGGACACCUCGUCUGUCCUCAUCGAUGGUUCAGAGUGGACAAAAGAUGUACAUAUGCCAAUGAAGAGCAAUGCAAUUACUUCAACUCAUUUUUGGGGUGAACGUACAGCUGGAAGAUGGACAUUAAGUUUGAAAGGAAAGUUUCAAAAUGUAAAAGAACAUGCAAUAUUGGGUGCGGAUCUUGGAUAUAUUCGGUCGACGCUGACUCAGCACUUCUCCGAUACACGGCACCAUAUUGCUAAUCCGGUCUAUAAAAAUCAAGCUCGCCAGUUCAUCUACGAAGAAUUCCAGAAAAAUGGAUUGAAUGCGAUUUACCAGAAUUUCGACUUUCUUGGGUUAACUGCAUCCCAGAGGCUUGGUUCCAAAAUAUUUUACAACGCAAAGUUCCAAGGGUCAUCUGCGGCAACUUCUAUGAUUGCCGGAAUAAUUGCUCUCAUUCUUCAAAUCCGGUAA